Capsella rubella is the source of this 2353-nucleotide messenger RNA. RefSeq names its product DNA-directed RNA polymerase III subunit RPC5. The record is from RefSeq and is a predicted model, not a curated record. Bases 132 to 2195 code for a protein of 687 amino acids. Gene Ontology annotation, biological process: DNA-templated transcription. Gene Ontology annotation, cellular component: RNA polymerase III complex; nucleus. NCBI's taxonomy places the organism in Eukaryota, Viridiplantae, Streptophyta, Magnoliopsida, Brassicales, Brassicaceae. The transcript is spliced from 14 exons.
UUUUCACGUCCCCGGUUCGAACCUUAAAGGUUUCAUUUUUUUCUUCAAUCUUUCACUUUCUUCGCCGACGUUUCUCUUUUGGCCGGAGCAGUGACCCUUCUGUCGUUGGUUUACAGGAAGAAAGCAAAAAUAUGGACUUUGAUGAUGAAGACAGGCCAAAGGAGGUUGUUAAAACCCGUAGAUUCGCACCUGGCCGUGCCGGGAAGGCUAAACCGAAGCCUAAACCGGAAGCCCCUGUAGCUAAACCGGAACAGCCGGCGCCGCAGUCACAAGAAACUGAGUCUGUGAGCAAGAGUGAGCAUGACGUUGAUGCUAAGUCCACUGGUACUAAGGUUGAACCUGAGGUGUAUAAUGGUCCUGUGAAAAUGGAGGUUGAUUCAAAAGUGGAUAAAGAGCCGGAGAUGACGGAAACUGACUUCAUUGUGGAAGAUCAGCUUCCAUUGCAGGAGGAGAAAGAGGAGGAAGAAGAAGAAGAAGAUGUUGUUGUUCGUGAAAUCGACGUUUUCUUCAAACCGUCUAUUGAUGCUGAUACUCAGCUUUAUGUUCUACAAUAUCCUCUAAGACCAUCUUGGCGUCCAUAUGAAAUGGAUGAACGAUGUGAAGAAGUUAGAGUGAAUCCUUCUACAUCGCAAGUGGAAAUAGAUUUGUCUAUGGAUGUUCAUUCGAAGAACUAUGACUCUAAGUUUGGAGUAAAUGUGACUAAGCAAACCUUGAAAACAACGUGGAAGCAGCCUCCUACCUUGGAUUAUGCUGUUGGGGUUCUCUCAGGUGAUAAGUUACACUUGAAUCCUGUUCAUGCUGUUGCUCAGCUCCGACCGUCUAUGGAUUAUCUUUCAUCUGACGGCAAAAAGAAAAAAGCAGAAUCCACUGAAGAAUCUGCUGGAACAUCCAAAAAACAGAACAAGGGAGCCCAAGCUUCGAUGGAUCAGAAACCGAUUAAUGAAGAUAAUUGGGUUGCACUCAAUUAUCAUGGACUUCAAUCUGAAUAUUGCUCCAGAUAUCUCAAUGGGAUGAUCGCAAAUGGAAACUCUUCGUUAGAUUUCAAUAUGAGCCUGGACGUUUAUAUCAAUGAACUGUGCCAUGGAGGAAGCAACAGAAACACUGAAUCGAAAGAAACGAUGAAAAGGGUCUUGCUCUCCCUGCCACUUAAAGAACGUGUGCAAAAGUUGCUCUGUGAGGGAUCUGCGCUGCUUCGAUACAGUGUUCUUAAGCAUUAUGCCUCUGAGUUCUCGGACGAGGAUUUCUUAGAGGCCCUCCAAGAAUUUGGCUGGUUAGUUCAAGGUUUGUGGACUCCCAAAACUAGUUUACUAAAACUAGACGGGCCGGUAGGAGCUUCCAGGGAUUAUGUCCUGUGUUUGUUCAGCAAGAAUACAACUAUAAAGUACUCUGAAAUUGAAGCGAUGGGUCGCCUUAAGGAGACUGCAAAAGCUAUUCUGCCUGCAUUUGCCAAACAAAGGCCUCUACUAAACGAUUGGAAGUUCAAAGAGCCCACUGAUGUAUCAUUCAUAAAAUCAUACCCGGUGAUUGUUGAGGAGCAAGAUUCCUUUCAUACUGAAAGGAAAAAGAACCUAGAGUCAAUGAUGUCCACCCAAGGAGGAAAAAGCAGAGUUGAUAACAGGAGGAAUAUUGUUGGCAAAAAUUCAUCAGUUACAGUUAAACCAGAGGUUCCAACAACCCUCUCUGACAAAGGAGGAAGUUCAAGAAAUACGAUACCUCGUGUUGUUAGACAAGAAAUGUCAAAUGAACUUCGGGGGGCAUUACCAAAGGCCUUAAAAAAGGUGUUUCAAACUCACAAAGUUUGCAGGUACGAGACAAUCUGCCAAGGACUUAGGGAUCUUGCAGUUUUGACAUCGAAUAAUCCAAAAGCUGAUUCAGGCAUGGCAGUGAAUGUGGCUUUAGCUGUAGAUGCUCACCAAGACGAGCUCAAAGAUGUUAUAAGUGAAGUGGCUGUUGACAUUCACGGCUCUUUUGUCUCCUUGUCGUCUCCAGACCAUCCCGAAUAUGAUCCUUUGAGGGAAGUGGUGAUUUCCCUCUUCCGCGGAUCUCCACCUGGAACAAAGCUUAUGAAGGCUGAUGUAUUUGCAGCAGGGAGGAACAAGCUUGAACGUGAAAUCACCAACAACGAAUACAUAAAGGUGAUGCACGAGCUCUGUCAAACCAACUCUUCAGGAUGGAUUUUACAGAAAGCUCGAUGAUGAUGAUGACUUAUCAUCGCUCACAAAUCAUUAUGACUAGAUUGAAAAUUAGAGAAAAGGUUUUAAGGUUCUAUAAAUUUUGAUAUAUCCUGAGAAUUCAUUUUGUAAACAGUUCAGUACUUUUGAGAGUUUAAGUAUCUUAUUUUUUUCCUUUUCCA